CCUGAUUGGUGCAGCCGGCACACGUGGUCCCGCCCUCACGCCUCGGCGCUGGCAGCGCGGCGGACGCCGCCGCGGGACACAGCACAGCGCGGCGCUCCGCGCACCGCUGCGGCGAGGAGGGGAGCCGGGCCGGCGGGAAGAGAGCAACAGUCUGCUAUAUUUGUGAUCUACAAUGAAUGCCAAAUCUGCAAUCAGCAAAGAAAUUUUUGCCCCACAUGAUGAAAGGAUGCUGGGAGCUGUCCAAGUGAAAAGAAGAACAAAAAAAAAGAUUCCUUUCCUAGCUACUGGGGGUCAGGGUGAAUAUUUAACAUACAUCUGCUUGUCAGUGACAAACAAGAAGCCAGCUCAGGCGUCUAUUACGAAGGUGAAGCAAUUUGAAGGCUCUACAUCUUUUGUCAAGAGAACGCAGUGGAUGCUUGAACAGCUUCGGCAGGUCAACGGUAUAGACCCUAAUCGGGAUUCCCCAGAAUUUGAUUUACUAUUUGAAAAUGCUUUUGACCAAUGGGUAGCAAGCACAGCUUCAGAAAAAUGCACAUUCUUUCAGGUCCUACAUCACACUUGUCAGCGAUACCUCACAGACAAGAAGCCAGAAUUUAUCAACUGCCAAUCUAAAAUUAUGGGAGGAAAUAGCAUACUCCAUUCAGCAGCAGACAGUGUGACAAGUGCAGUACAGAAGGCAAGUCAGGCUUUGAAUGAGCGUGGUGAACGGCUAGGUCGAGCAGAAGAGAAGACAGAGGAGCUGAAAAACAGUGCUCAGCAGUUUGCAGAAACUGCACACAAGCUUGCCAUGAAGCACAAAUGCUGAGAUACUGCCCAAAGCUGAAAUUUUCCCAAGAGAAACUGAAAAGGCUACAUUCAGCAAUUUUUGCAGGAGGUCCAGACUUCUGUGUAUUUUUUUUCUUCCAGUUCAGUGGAGAUGCAUUCUUUCAGUUUCUAUGCAGGAAAAAGUGUUGCAUUUCUACCUUUUUGACUUAUUUUUGUUGCUCUUUUGUAAUACUGCUACACAGUCCUGCAGUACUUUCUAUCUGUAUUUCAGUUGUUACAGGAGUCAAAGCAAACAGGGGAACUGGACCAAAUGACAAACUGAUCGGGAUUAAAAUAGUAAUAUUCUUCCCCAGCUGUACAGAAAAUGAGUUAACUGGUUGUGUGGAAAUAAAAUCCAAAGAAGGGGGGUAUACUUUUCUUCAUUUUAUGUAGCAUCGGCAGAAUGUGAAUGUUGGAAUUAAACACUUGUGGUUGUAAUUACAGCGGAGAAUAGGCUGCUUUGUCCUGGGAAAUGGAAAAACUUGUUUUUUCUGCCCAACGUAGGAAGUUUUGCAUGUGCCAUCACCAGCAUUCAAAGUGCAUAUCUGAAUUCCAUAGGGGAAUCUGUUACCAGUGCUGCAUUUUGAAUAUGCCUAUUUUCUCUUCCAGACUGAUCAUUUAAUAGUAUAAUGAAACCUACAGCAUGUAUGCUUGAGUUUACAAAACUGAGGAUAAAAGUAAUUUUUAAAUCCAUACACGUAUAGCUGUGCCUCAAACACAAUCUAGAAUUUAGCAAUCUGGUAUAAAAUAACAUUUUCUUUUCUUUUUGCCUGUGAUUCCGUGGUUAAAGGCCUAUGUAAAUGAGAAUGCAAGGGCCUGGGAAAAUGAGAAUGCACUAUUUUUCAUGUCGUCUGUUUUUCAUAAAUUCUACAGAAAGAAUUUUUGGGAACACUUCAGAAAUUUGUCUUAUUAGAAUGACAUUUUUUUUAGCUAGUCAUCUGAUUUUUAAAAUAGAGGCUUUCAAAAAGCAUGUCUUGGUACACCAGAAUCAUAAUUUAUAGUUUGGGUCUCAGUUUUCAAUAUAUAUUGUCACUGGAAGGGUGACUCUACUUCAUUCUGUGUUCAGUAUAUGCAAUAUGUGCACUGUAUUCCCUCACAAAAAUAAAUAGGUUACUCUUUUUCUUCACAGCUGUUUUCUUUUUUAAGAUGUUCUAAUGUGCUUCUAGAAUGAAGGAAAAAAAAAAAUUAAAAAAAAAGAUGCUGCACUUUUUAUUUUAAACCAGUAAGCCGGAUGCAGAAAUCCUAGAAGUUUCAGCCUUCAUCUUCCAAAGAUGCCUGCUCUUAAUUUUUGUCCUCAUCUUACCGAAAAAACAGAAAGCUGGCAUUAUAUGAAUGUACUGUAGUUUUCAUUUUCAAUGUAGAAUAAGAUUUUUGCAUUAUUAGUGACGCUAAACAGCCUAAAAUCCUCAGACCAGUGUUUGCAAGAGGGAUAAAAGCUUUUGUAGUAAUUGAGAAUAUUUUAGUUACUGCAAGCUGAAGUAACUGAAGAUCUCUUAGAAAUAUUCACUCUGUAGAAAGAUGCUUGGCAUUCUCAUUUGAACUAAGGGCACUGUCUAGUUAAGUGAUUCCAUUCAGACAUUACAUCUGGGUUUUUUUCCUGCAAUUCAAAUUUGUUUUGUAUGAAGCUUUUUAUUUAAUAUCACACUGGGAAUUGAGAGAAGGGGUAUAUUUGUCAUCUGUGUAGUACCAUACGAUCAUUUAGAUCUAUUUAGCGUCAGCUCUAACAGUUACUGCAUCCAGCAUCAACAACUGAAAAGGAAUUUGGCCACAUCUGUUAUAAAUCAGAACAGGCUCAUUAAUGACAUGAGUUCUGAACAUUCCAUUGGGCUACAUACAAUUAAUCCUUGCCCAGGAAACAUCAGUGGCUUUCUGCAGGCUAUUGUAACAACUAUGGUAUUUCUGCAAAUUAACCAGGAAGACAGUCCCUCAUUAGAAAUUAAACUGCUAGAGACAAAAUGUUAGGCUAUUUUUUAAAAAUAGCUGCAUUAGAAAUCAAGUCAGAGAGUACAUUUUUGACCACGUAGCUGUAUUCUGUCAUCAUCUUUUCUACUCUUACCUUUUUAACUGUAUUCUGCUGCUGGCCUCACAAGUCUUUCUCUUGAGAGAAAGAAGGAAUAGGUUUUGAACUGCUGCCAUCUAGCUGGCCUUCUAAGCUUGUCAGUAAUUUAGAAGAAAUGUCUAAAGCCCAGAUCAGAUAAACCUGAAAAGAAUGAGUUGUCUAAAUUCAGAUUAAAAGUCAUAGGUUUUCAGGUGUUUACAUGAAUAUCAGCUGGACAGGACAAGGUCACAGUUGCACUGCUAAGUUCCAGACCUUUUGUGAGUUGAACUGUUCUAUAACAUUACUUCAGUCUCACUGACAGUUUUUCAGCAUUCUUUUAUAUUCUCCAGUUAAGUGUAUUGUGUUAUGUAUCAUAACUCAGGAUUUUAUCCAACCGUGAAAAGCCACUUACUGUGGGAAUUCUAAAUCACCUAGUGUUAUCGAAAGAAGGAAAUUCAGUUUGUCGAUGUGUUUACUUUGUUCUUGCUGUUCACUAAACUACAAGUUUUGGUAGAUUUUAGAAAAAAAAAAAAAAUCAGAGGUGUAUAAAUGUCUAUCCAAAGGUAUAUCUUAUAGCAUUGUAAUUUCUUCUGGAACUUAGCUUGUAGUAUGUACAACCUAUUAUUAUUAGAUAGUCAUGUACAUAACAUAUACUAUAAUUCAGGUCAAUGUUUCAUAUGAAGGAAUGUAUUUGUAAAUUGUAACAACAUCACUAGUUUCUUUAUCUUUUUAAAGUUCUGCAAAGAAUAAAAAUAAUGUGUUGUUAGACUUGAAUACUGUACUGCAAACUCUGUCUUAAAAGGCUACUUUUGUGACUAGCAAAAGUUGUGCAUUAUGUGAAAUAUUAACAAAAAUGUGCUAUCUAAAAAGUGAUCUUAAAGGUAGGUAGGUUUUGCCAUGUUACGCCAAAAUUGUAACACUCGCUGGUAUCUAUUGUAACCAAUUCCUCGAAAGUUCUCAAAGAUGUAGAAAUUUUGUGCCAUUCGGGGAGGAAAAAAAAGUGGGACCUGCUCUCUUGAGUCACUACUGGAAACCCUGAUUUUGUCAUUAAAUACUUUAACUGUGAUGAAAA
Molecule: messenger RNA, 3914 nt
Organism: Columba livia (rock pigeon)
Lineage: Eukaryota; Metazoa; Chordata; Aves; Columbiformes; Columbidae
Gene: STXBP6
Product: syntaxin binding protein 6
Exons: 6
Coding region: 173-805 (210 amino acids)
Biological process (GO): exocytosis; regulation of SNARE complex assembly; Golgi to plasma membrane transport
Cellular component (GO): plasma membrane; exocyst
Molecular function (GO): phosphatidylinositol-4,5-bisphosphate binding
Source: RefSeq, a predicted model, not a curated record